AUGAUGGCUGAUCCACAGAUACGCAUUUUACUCCUUUCUUUGGGCGAGCUUAGGGAAGUGGAUGGACACCUCCUGUCUUCCCUGCGAGCCAAAGCGUAUGUCGAAGAAGUAACUUGGGAUACCGAUGCCCUAGAACGUCUCACUGUGCCUUCUAAGUUCAAGGCCGUCAUUGUUACAGAUGCAGCAGUCACUGUACAUGGCAAGGUACUCGCGAGGCUUGUGGAAUAUGCUGGCUCUGGCGGCGUUGUCGUGUUCGCAUGUCGCUUUAGCUCCUUCGGUGGUCGGCUAGAUAUGAACGCUAUGUGGAAGUACGUGUGGAGCCUUCCGUGGACCUCGGUGUCGUACCGUCGAACUACCUUCACUCUGAACACUUCUGUGGCAGGCAUGGACCUGGCCGACUUGGUGCAUGCGUACAGCAUGAAAGCGGUCCAACUAGACCACGUUCCUUCAAACGCUGCUCUGUAUCUCCGCGCUUCCGAGUCUAGUAUCGAAUCCCAUGUGUUUGCCUCUGAUCCUGUCCAAAAUUCGACCGAAACUCCUGUUGCUUUUACGUCCUUUGGGAGUGGCCGUGUCGGCUAUGUUGGAGAUGUCAAUUAUGAGGAAGAAUCUUUGGCAGUUAUCCUUGCAAUGUGUCUCUCCGAAACAGUGUCUCAAAAUCAGAAUGCUACCGGACUAAACCCGCGAAGUGUGAAUGGAAAACCAAUUAUACUUAUGCUCUCGCUUGAGAAAGAAUCCUGGUUCGAGGAGUCCUAUUCACAGCUGUACUCAGCUUUGACUAAGAACGCCAUGCUUCACGAAGCGCAGACUGUCCGCUCAGCCACUCUCCUCCUAUACCCCUCCGCUCCUCCGCUGCCCUCUGCUGUCCUUGUCACUGAUGCAGCCAUCACGUCGUCUGCCUAUCUUAGCCUUCAAUACCGACUCAUCGAGUAUGCAAAGGCUGGGGGACGCGUUAUCCUUGGCUGCGAGUUCAGCAAUCAUCUCCAACUAGGCAGUGCUGCUUCCUUUUUCGCGCGAUGGGGCUUAACAUGGGACGCAGGCGUGUACUACCGCACGACGUUCUCCGUCAAUCCAGCUGGCAUACCUGCCCCUCUUUCCGGCACCGCACUCUUCGCCGAGUACAGUAUGAAGGCGCUGCACGUUAAGAACAUAUCACGGGAAACAGCUGUGUACAUUCCCACUAUACAGUCGCACAUCGAGUCUCACGUAUUUCCUGCCACUCCGAUCACCGGCGCUCAACUGGAGCAGAGUCCGGCGAUGUUCGUGCGUAUCGGAGAUGGGUACCUUGGAUAUGUUGGAGAUGUGAACGGGGAGCAGCAGACUAUCCGUCUGCUUUUGGAAAUGUGCGGCGUCCAGGUAAAACCUGGUGAUUUCGGCACAAGGGAUCAUGUUACAGGAAUAAGGAUGGAGCCUGACGGGACGAUGGACGCCAUGCAUGAGCAACAGGCCGAGCUUCCUCUGCCUGUUUUCCAGGAACGGCAUGGAGGGCAUUCGCGAGCCGCAGAGGCUGCACGAUCUACAGAGCCUGUACAGCCACCACAGUCUGUACGACCUGUGCGAACUGCACGUCCUAGGGAUUCAGAAGUGGCUACACGGGCAGCCAAACGUUUGGCUCAUUCAAACCAGCAGCGGGCCAUCGCAGAGCGGUUGAAAGAAGAGGGUAACAACUUCUUCAGGGCCCAGGAAUGGGCUGGGGCUGCAGAUAAAUACCGUGCAGCUGCAUUUGCCCAUGGCCCACGGCCUGUGUAUAUGACUAAUCUUGCUGCGGCGUUACUGAAGCUCGAGCAAUGGGUUGAAGCUGAGAGUGCAGCGGACAGAGCACUACGGUACGAACCCAAGAAUAUCAAGGCUCGUUUUCGCAGGGGCGUAGCACGCAAGGAACGUGAAGAAUACGCAGAUGCUAUUCGAGACUUCUACAGCGUACUUAGGUUGGACCCAAACAACAGCGAAGCACACGCAGAACUCACGGAAACGCUCGCUCUUUCCGCCAUCGAUCAUGAAGAUCCUCUCAAUGGCGAUGUCGAUGACAUGCGUUCUGAGGACAGGGAUGCAUACUCGGACGUCAUCACCGAGUCAGACUCACCGGAAUUCACCAUGACGGGACCAGGCUACAAGUGCCCGUGCAAGUUCUACAACAAUCAAGGCUGCAGGAAGGGGAUGCAGUGCCUAUUCAAGCAUGCCCCAGAUGAGAGGAGCGUUAGGGAUGAACUUGGCCGUAAUGUGUGCAAAAUGUGGUUGCUGAAUGCAUGUCCGCGAAGUACAUGCUACUAUGCGCACGACAAGACGUACCUCCCGGUGCGAGGUUGGUGGACACACGAGCAGCGUCUCACAGAAAUGCGCAGCUAUGCACGAGACCUCGUGACUUUGAAUUGGGGUCUGAACCCGAAGGAAGUCGAGAAGAUGGUUAACAUGCGUUGGCCUAGCUGGCGGCUGGAUAUGUGGGCCCUAGUGGAGUCGUAUCGGGACGAUUACGAUCCAGAGGAGGACUUUUCUGACGAAGAAGCAUUGAUAGAGGAACGGAUGGAAAAUUUUGGUUUCACUGGGGAUGAUUUACAAGAGUUACUGUGCCAAGGAGUGAAGCCAUGGGACGACGAUGCUUGGGAUGUUUUGGAUGCAUUGCGAAACAUGUAG
Molecule: messenger RNA, 2628 nt
Organism: Sparassis crispa
Lineage: Eukaryota; Fungi; Basidiomycota; Agaricomycetes; Polyporales; Sparassidaceae
Exons: 7
Coding region: 1-2628 (875 amino acids)
Molecular function (GO): metal ion binding; protein binding
Source: RefSeq, a predicted model, not a curated record